Molecule: messenger RNA, 780 nt
Organism: Brassica rapa (field mustard)
Lineage: Eukaryota; Viridiplantae; Streptophyta; Magnoliopsida; Brassicales; Brassicaceae
Source: RefSeq, a predicted model, not a curated record
AUGGGCGAAAUACUUUCUUUUGUGGGUACUUGCUACCUUGGCAUUGCUCGUAAUGCUAGAGUAUGUGAGGCCGUUACUCAAGCGCAGUGGAGUGUCAGAGGACAUAGGAGUCGGCAUUUCCAUGAGUUACAUGCCCGCAUUCAGAGAGAACUGGUACCUGAUGAUCAACAAGGACAAGAUGUAAUCCUGUGGAAGCACUCCUAUGACAAUUUCAAACCAUGGUUCUCUUCAGCGCGCACUUGGGAUCAGAUCAGGCAAAAGAAGGCCACAGUUUUCUGGAACAAGAGUGUAUGGUUCACGCAAGGAGUACCGAGAUUCUCUUUAAUAGUCUGGUUGGCUGUGAGGAACAUACUAUCAACAGGAGACCGAAUGAGAGCUUGGGGCAUUCAUCAAGGCUGUCCUAUGUGUGGAGAGAGGGAUGAAACACGGGAUCAUGUCUUCUUCGCGUGUCCCUACUCUUUUACAGUGUGGGACAAGCUAGCUAACAGGCUGAGUGGUAACAGAACGGAUCCUGACUGGAUGACCUUGCUGCAGUUCUUAAGCACAAACAACCUGCAGGAAAUGGACAAGAUACUGCUCAAGAUGGUCUUUCAAGCCACCAUCUACCAUUUAUGGCAGGAAAGAAACCGAAGACGGCAUCAGACAGGCCAGCACACGGUUGAUCAAACAGUCAGAGCCAUUGACAAGGCAAUGAGAAACAAAAUCUCCUCUCUACGCUACAGAGCUGACCAGUUCACUGGUCUGAUGCAAAUAUGGUUUGAAGUCUCAGCCAAUACAUAG